Messenger RNA from Parastagonospora nodorum SN15, 141 nucleotides. RefSeq lists its product as hypothetical. NCBI's taxonomy places the organism in Eukaryota, Fungi, Ascomycota, Dothideomycetes, Pleosporales, Phaeosphaeriaceae. The record is from RefSeq and is a predicted model, not a curated record. The transcript is spliced from 2 exons. Bases 1 to 141 code for a protein of 46 amino acids.
AUGGCUAGCAAACAAAAAUAUCGUGAGCUGGACAUCGGCCGUUCUGCAUCUCUCCAAAGAUCGUCUACAGUCUCGCCCUUUGUUACUGGCUUCUCUCGCCUGAUGGGUCUUGCUUCCAUCACUCACCGCAGCUUCCUUUAA